Aspergillus tubingensis is the source of this 2529-nucleotide messenger RNA. Its product is annotated as putative pH signal transduction protein PalA. Gene Ontology annotation, molecular function: protein binding. NCBI's taxonomy places the organism in Eukaryota, Fungi, Ascomycota, Eurotiomycetes, Eurotiales, Aspergillaceae. The record is from RefSeq and is a predicted model, not a curated record. Gene Ontology annotation, cellular component: endosome. Bases 1 to 2529 code for a protein of 842 amino acids. The transcript is spliced from 7 exons.
AUGGCGUCUAAUAUCCUCCAGGUCCCGUUUCGGCGGUCGCACUCCGUCACGCUGUCGAAUGCCAUCACGCAAUACAUCUCCUCCAAAUAUGACCAACGCCCGGACAUGUUCGCCGAGGAUCUAUUGAUCAUCGAGCGACUGCGAAAUGAAGCGAUCAAUGUCCAGGAGCCUCAUGUCAGCGGGGUCAGUCGACUGGUCACCUAUGCGGCGCAGCUGAAAUGGCUGGGUGGGAAGUUUCCGGUGGAUGUUGGGGUGGAAUUUCCGUGGUAUCCUGCAUUUGGAUUCAAUACUUCUAGACCGAUUUCGCAGAAUAAUAUCCGCUUCGAGCUUGCGAACGUUAUCUUCAACCUGGCUGCGCUGUACUCGCAGCUGGCAUUUUCCGUGAACCGCACGACAUCGGAUGGUCUCAAGCAGGCGUGCAAUUACUUCUGCCAGGCGGCUGGGGUUCUGACUCACUUGCGGUCGGACAUCCUUCCCGAUCUGCGGACGUCGCCUCCCGAGGAUAUGGAUGAUAUGACACUGCAGAGCUUGGAGCAGCUGCUUUUGGCGCAGGCUCAAGAAUGUUUCUGGCAGAAGGCUGUCAAGGACGGGCUGAAGGACGCUUCAAUUGCUCGUUUGGCGGCCAAGGUCUCGGACUUUUAUGCAGAGGCGGGAGAUCAUGCGGUCAAGUCGAAUGCUAUCAGUCCUGAGUGGAUUCACCAUAUGACGGCUAAGCAUCAUCAUUUUGCUGCUGCUGCGCAGUACCGGCAGUCUUUGGAUUGCUUGGAGAAGCGCAAGUACGGUGAGGAGGUUGCUCGUCUGAGGGAUAGCGAGGCAUGCGUCAAUGAAGCGUUGAAGGAAUCGCGCUGGAUUAACCGGACUGUGCUGGGAGAUCUCCAGGGAUUGAAGACCAGAGUGACCGAGGAUUUGAAGCGUGCUGAGAAAGAUAAUGAUAUUAUCUACCUCAAUCCGGUGCCGCCCAAGUCGGAGCUCAAGCUGAUUGACCGGGCAUCCAUGGUUGCCGCGAAGGCGCCGUCCCAGGUGACUGAUGCUAUCUCUAUGUUGGGCGAGAACGGGCCUUUGGGGCAACCGCUGUUCUCUAAACUGGUGCCGUAUGCUGUGCACAUUGCUGCCAGCAUCUACUCGGAUCGUCGUGAUCGGUUAAUCAAUGAGAACAUUAUUGGGGAGUUGGAAAAUAUGACGGAUAAGCUCAGGGAUCUGUUGUCUUCUUUGAAUCUUCCAGGCUCGCUGCAGGCUUUGGAGAAGCCGCUUGGUCUUCCCCCGACACUGGUAUCGCAUGCAGAAGAGAUGCGCCAACAGGACGGACUGAACCGGCUGCGCAAGUCGCUUGAGGACACGGCAACGGUCAAGGCCAACGACAGGGCUGUUUACAACGAGGGCGUGGAGCUUCUGGCGGCUGAAAAAGCGGAAGAUGAUGCGUCGCGCCGGAAAUUCGGCACCGAUCGCUGGUCUCGAGCUUCGUCAGAGGAGGCUGCGCCAAAGUUGUACACGACGUCGCGCGAAAUCGAGGGAUACUUUACGUCGGCCCAGAGCAGUGAUAACCUGGUUGAGCAGAAGCUGAAAGACUCCGCGGCAGUGUUCCGGGUAUUGACUGGUACGAACCGUGAUCUGGAGAUGUACGUCCCUAGCAGCCGGUGGGCUGCUCUGCCGCCGGAGGUCGAGCGCGAGGUGAGCCGACUGCGGGGAUGUAUGAGCGAAGUGAGCCGUCUGGAGAGCCGGCGAAAGCGGCAAGCGCAGGCAUUGAAGGACAAGGCGCGGGCGGACGACAUCAGCCAAGCACUGAUUAAGGAGACGGCACGGCUGGAGCGCGAGUUUCCUAUGCAGGCGAUCCAGGCCAGCCAAUUCGAGGAUCUCUUCGAGGAGCAGCUGCAUCUGUAUGACACAGACCUAGACAUGGUCACACGGGAACAGCAAGACCAAGACGAGAUCGCAGCACGGGUGCAGGAAGCCAACUGGGCGUUUACACGGGCACAUACCGGCGAUGCAUCGACCAAGGAGCGUGAGCGGGCGUUGCAGGAGUUGGAGAACGGGUAUCUGAAGUACAAGGAGAUUUUGUCGAACAUUGAAGUGGGACGGAAGUUCUACAACGAUCUGGCGAAGAUUGUGGGACGCUUCCGCGACGACAGCAAGGCGUUUGUGCAUAAGCGACGGAUGGAAGCCAGCCAGCUCGAGGGUGACAUUUCGAGUGCUGCCGCCAUGGCGUCGCUGAAUAUCUCGCGCCAGCCACAACUGCAGCCGCAACCGCAGCCUCAGCCGCAGCCAUCUUAUAACGCUCCGGCGCAGAUUCAGCAGCCUUCAUAUAAUGCUCCGGCACAGGUUCAGCAGCCAUCCUAUAAUGCUCCUCCGGCGCAGGUUCAGCAACCAUCGUACACUGCUCCUCAAGCAGCACCCAGACCCGAGCCCAUGACAGCACCACAGCCUACGCGGGCGAAUGCGCGGCCACCGAUGACGCCGGGGAUCUGGUCACCGGAGAUGGGGAUACGAUUUGGGGGACAGUGGGAUCCGAGCAAGGGAGUGAAAUUUUCAUAA